GCAAUAAGAAGAACAACUUGUUGCGGCAGAUAAGCAGAUUUACAUAUAAACUACAUAUGCAUGUACAUAUGUAUGUAUGUUUCAAAAAAUAAGUGCGGAGAUAAGAGAGAUUGGCAAUUUCAUCACACGCAACAAGUGAUUUAUAGUUUCUGCUGUAAGUGCAAAAACUAAGCUGGUUCUCAGUGUUAGAAAAGAUCGUCAGAUCAUUUGGAAAGUUGUGCAUUGUGCGAAUACCACAGGACUGCUAAGUGCACCUCAAGAUGGGGCAUGUUGCAGCCUUUGUUGUUGCUCUUAUUGCCGUGCUGUUCCCAUUUGGCCAUACUUGGGUUGCGCACUUUAUGCCCCCGACGCUGGAGUUGGAGAUGGAUAAUCACGCCCAAGUUUGGCUCACCAUCCAAGACAUCGAAGCGGCGACGCUUCAGCAGCCGCAGCGCUAUAGCUUUCAAAUACAGAGUCAUGCCAAACACUUGGCAAGUGUUCCGACUGGCAAUUCCAGCAUAGCCGUAGCCGAAAUUGAUGCGUUGCAGCGCGAGUGGAAGGGACCAAUUGAAAUAAAUGCCCAUUUCCUUGGUGAAACAACUAUUGUUGUUAGCCUGCACGAUGCGAUCACCAAUAGCAGUACAGCACCCACAGGCCAAAGCAACGAUAGCACACUGGAUGUGAAGGUAGUGCGCCCGAACCGCGUCAUCGACCAUGUUUUCCUCGGCUCGGUAAUAUUGCUGAUGUCGCUGUUAUACAUCAACUUUGGUGCCGCCUUGGAUUUGACAGUUUUGCGGGGCCUGGUGACACGACCCGUUGGGCCAUGCAUUGGCUUUGUGAUGCAGUGCAUCGGCAUGCCGCUGCUGAGUUAUGCCUUAGGUAUUUUCGUCUUUCCGGAUGCACCGGCCAUGCAGCUUGGCCUUUUUUUUACGGGCAUAGCGCCGAGUGGUGGCGCCUCCAAUACGUGGUCCGCCGUUCUUGGGGCCAACAUCAAUCUGUCCGUGCUGAUGACGACGGUGAGCAAUGUGGCCGCAUUUGCCACCAUGCCUAUGUGGAUUUUUACGCUAGGCCAAUUGAUUUUUGACCGUGCUGGCAUGAAGGUGCCUUAUGACAAGAUUGCAAGUUCGGCGGGCGGCUUAAUAGUGCCGCUGCUUAUUGGCUUGGGCAUACAGAAGUGGUCACCGCGUCUAACGCGCAUUCUGGUACGCCUGCUGAAGCCCAUAUCCCUGUGUCUCAUAUUGUUUAUCAUUGUGUUCGCCAUCGUCACCAAUUUCUACCUAUUUGAGCUGUUCUCCUGGCAGAUUGCCGUUGCGGGACUGGCCCUGCCCGGCCUGGGAUACAUUUUUGCUUGGACGGCAGCAAAGCUUCUGCAUCAAGAUGCCGCCGAUGCUCUGACUAUUGCCAUUGAAACAGGCAUUCAAAACACCGGCAUUUCAAUAUUCUUUUUGCGCACAACCUUGGAGCCGCCGCAAGGCGACCUAACUACCGUUGUUCCUGUGGCGGUGGCCAUAAUGACUCCGUUGCCAUUGCUGGGCAUUUAUCUGUAUAAACGUUGCACCACUGCUAAGAUAACUGAAGAGAUCACAAACCCCGAACACCAACGCAUAGUCUAAUAGAAGAGGCUAGUGAUAACACAGAAUGACUUUGUUUUUCUGCAAGUUUUCCUGUUUUAGAUUUAGUGUUUUUUUUUUAUAUAUUUUUAAUAUGUUUAUACACUAUUGUUAUAUUUUCUAAAAGGAUAUUAUUUAUAUACAUAUGUAUAUAUAUAUAAAUUAUAUAUGACGGCCCUUAGAGCAUUUUCAAA
Messenger RNA from Scaptodrosophila lebanonensis, 1783 nucleotides. RefSeq names its product solute carrier family 10 member 6. The transcript has 2 exons. The record is from RefSeq and is a predicted model, not a curated record. The coding region runs from base 261 to 1592 and encodes 443 amino acids. NCBI's taxonomy places the organism in Eukaryota, Metazoa, Arthropoda, Insecta, Diptera, Drosophilidae. Gene Ontology annotation, cellular component: membrane.